Molecule: messenger RNA, 315 nt
Organism: Staurois parvus
Lineage: Eukaryota; Metazoa; Chordata; Amphibia; Anura; Ranidae
Source: the annotation of a GenBank genome assembly
CCCUCCCAUAUCAGUGAGUCUGUUUCCAAGCCCCUCCAAUCAUGUGAUGCAGGUGUUCCAAUCCCCUCCAUAGCUUGUAUUCUGGGGUUCCAAUCCCCCCUCCUUUUCUCGGAUUUCAGGUGUUCCAAUCAUGUGAUUCAGGUGUUCCAAUCCCCUCCAUAAUCAUGUGAUUCAGGUGUUCCAAUCCCCUCCAUAGAUGUGAUUCAUGUGGUCCAAUCCCUCCAUGGACACAGGUGUAUACAAGCAAGCCCCUAGCAUGCAGAGUCGGCGUCUACAGAUCCCGUGACAUUUCCUGGCUACAUAUAUUCCAAGCUC